AUGUGGAUGGGUAUGGCGGAUGGAUGUGCGUGUAGGAAAAAAAAUGCUUUAAUUAAUGGUCUUGAUUUUGUUUUACCUAUGAUACGUUUUGAUGAUGAAUCAUUUAUUGCAAAUAUAGAAGCCCUUUUUACAUCAAUGUUAGGCUAUACAAUUGAUAAGGAUGAUUGCGAAGAAAAGAAGGUCGACGAUGAAGCUGUACGUAAUUUAACUCCUCACCAAUUAGCAUGA
Rotaria sp. Silwood1 is the source of this 228-nucleotide messenger RNA. The record is from the annotation of a GenBank genome assembly. Lineage: Eukaryota; Metazoa; Rotifera; Eurotatoria; Philodinida; Philodinidae.